Amaranthus tricolor (Joseph's coat) is the source of this 1834-nucleotide messenger RNA. RefSeq names its product dof zinc finger protein DOF5.6-like. Gene Ontology annotation, molecular function: DNA binding; DNA-binding transcription factor activity. The transcript has 2 exons. The record is from RefSeq and is a predicted model, not a curated record. Lineage: Eukaryota; Viridiplantae; Streptophyta; Magnoliopsida; Caryophyllales; Amaranthaceae. The coding region runs from base 147 to 1187 and encodes 346 amino acids. Gene Ontology annotation, biological process: regulation of DNA-templated transcription.
GUGAGCCGUCACCUUUUUCUUCCUUCAUAUUCACGACCAAAUCCACUCACAUUUGCAAGAGAUCACUUCUCUAAGCUUAACUUUCUCUCUUAAAUUUUUUAUCUCCUGUCUCAUAUUUCUUGUUCUAUCUCUCUCUGCAAAGUUUCAUGGCUCAUACUUCUCUGCAAAUCUGCAUGGAUUCAUCCGACUGGCUUCAGAGCACAUUGUCAGAAGAAAUAUCAACAAGCCGGCUAGACUCAUCAUCCUCACCCUCAGGAGGAACCACAACAGACUGUAUGUUAGCUGCAGCUUGUUCUUCGAGAACCGGACCGCCAUUAAUGGACAGAAGAUUGAGACCACCCCAUGACCAAAACCCAAAAUGUCCAAGGUGUGAUUCAAGUCACACCAAAUUUUGCUACUACAACAACUACAGUCUAUCACAGCCUAGGUACUUUUGCAAGACUUGUAGGAGGUAUUGGACUAAAGGGGGAACCCUUAGGAACAUUCCAGUUGGAGGUGGGUGUAGAAAGAACAAGAAAUCAAGCUCUAAAAAGUCCAAUGAUCCACAAAACCAACCCAUUAACGGGUCAAUCACGGGCCUCGGCCCACCCUCUAAUUCUAAUCCUGUUGAUCUCCAACUCUCAUUCCCUCAUGAAGUGCAAUUUCCUCCUCACAUCGCUAACCUAAUCGGGGCACAAAUCGGGCUUGGAGGGGGGAGUUUCAUGGAGGAAGGGCUAAUUAGGCCCAUUGAUUUCAUGGAGAGUAAGUAUGAGGAUUUGGUAGGAGGUAGUAGAGGGCAUGAUCAUAUCAUGGGGAGUGAUCACUUUAGUCUAUUGGGUGGAACUGGACUAGGUUACAAUAGUAAUGAGAGCAAUACUACUACUACUACUACUUUUGGUGGUAUUUAUUCUUCUGAUUCUCCUUUUGCGUUGUCUUCUAAUGAAAUUCAUGAUGAGAAUCCAGGAAUUAGCUUCAUGAAUCAAAGAAUGUUGCUCCCAUAUGAUGGGAACAAUCAUCAUCAUCAAAGUGGAGUAGAUGUGAAACCUAACCCAAAGGUUUUGUCCCUUGAAUGGCAAGACCAAGGUUCUAACAAUGUUGCCAAGAACACAUCUUUUGGGUACAAUGUCAAUGGUACUAGUGGUGCCCUUUACUCAUGGAGUGGCUUUAUGGGUGGUUUUCAAUCACCUACCACAAACCCAUUAGUUUAAAUUAAACUCGGUUUUUAUCUGAACAAUAUUUAACUUCUACUUACCAUCUAAAACAACUUAUCUGCAACAAAUCAAACAUCUCUAUAUUGACCAAUGCAAGAUCGAGUAUAGUCAUAAUUUUUUCUUAUUCUUAAUAUUACUUCAAACGUCCUUAGUUAUUUUUCCCUUUAAUGUAUUAGAUGUAAUGAAGAUUGGUUGAAUCUAGUAUGUAUGCCUCUCAAGUCACAAUGUAAACAUAGGUUUUCUUAAUGAGCCAAAGGUCUUAAAAAAAAGGGCAUGUACUAUGUAGAGAAGGUGGGUCAUGCAUGUACUCCAAAUAGAAUGACAAGCAAACAUGAUGAAUUGAUGAUAAUGUGAACGAAAGCUUCUUCAAGUCAAAAAGGGAGUACAUACACACUACUCACUAUAAAAGACUGCCUAAGAAAUAUUAAUGUUAGUCCUUGUGAUUUUGCUUUCAUUCCAUUUUGUUGUUAUCUUUGUUGGAAGACAAGCUGAGGUUGUUGAGAUUUUAUUGUCCACGAGGAAAGAUCCUAAAUAUAUAUUAAUGUAAUAUUGUGUACGUUUAAUACACAAAAUUCAAGUUGUUUAUUUGUACUUGACAUUUGACAAUAUGUUUAUAUAUGUUAAUGAUGAAUGUAGUUUUCUUU